Closterium sp. Naga37s-1 is the source of this 1734-nucleotide messenger RNA. The record is from the annotation of a GenBank genome assembly. Lineage: Eukaryota; Viridiplantae; Streptophyta; Zygnematophyceae; Desmidiales; Closteriaceae.
AUGCGCUCAGCGGAUUGCUCACCGCUGGGCGCAUUGCGCCUCUCUCGCGGCCGGCAAUGCGCUCAGCGGAUUGCUCACCGCUGGGCGCAUUGCGCCCAGCUCGCGGCCAGCAAAGCGCUCAGCGGAUUGCUCACCGCUGGGCGCAGUGCGCCUCUUUCUCCAGCGCUAUUCGCCCUGCGGAAUCCUUGCCGCUGGGCGCAUAGCUGUUCUCUCGCGGCCAGCGCUAUGCGCUCAGCGGUGUUUGCAGGCUUCUUCGCCUCACAGCCAUUCCGCUUUGAGCCAUACGACCUUCUCACCAACAUCGUCAAGACUCGACGACCGAGUACCAUCUACAGCUCGGUGCUCUUUCCCAACCGGGCUCCGGGCGGCCGUGUGCUGCUGCUGCCCUCCCAUUCCCUGUGGCCCUCCCAAUAUCUGCGGCUCUCCCAUUCUCUGCCGCCCAACCAUUCUCUGCUGCCCGCCCAUUCCCUGCUGCCCGCCCUGUCCCUGCUGCCCGCCCAUCCCCUGCUGCCCGGCCAAACCCUGCUGCCCGCCCCUUCUCUUCCCUGUGCCCCUCCCAUUCCAUGUGCCCCUCCCAUUCCCUGUGCCCCUCCCAUUCCCUGUGCCCCUCCCACUCCCUGUGCCCCUCCCAUUCCCUGUGCCCCUCCCAUUCCCUGUGCCCCUCCCAUUCCCUGUGCCCCUCCCAUUCCCUGUGCCCCUCCCAUUCCCUGUGCCCCUCCCAUUCCCUGUGGCCCUCCCAUUCCCUGUGGCCCUCCCAUUCCCUGUGCCCCUCCCAUUCCCUGUGCCCCUCCCAUUCCCUGUGCCCCUCCCAUUCCCUGUGCCCUCCCAUUCCCUGUGCCCCUCCCAUUCCCUGUGCCCCUCCCAUUCCCUGUGCCCCUCCCAUUCCCUGUGCCCCUCCCAUUCCCUGUGCCCCUCCCAUUCCCUGUGCCCCUCCCAUUCCCUGUGGCCCUCCCAUUCCCUGUGGCCCUCCCAAUGUCUGCGGCUCUCUCAUUCUCUGCCGCCCUCCCAUUCCCUGCUGCUCGCCCAUUCCCUGCUGCCCUCCCAAACAAUCUGCCCCCCCCAUUCCCUGCUGCCAACCCAUUCCCAGUGCCCCCCCCAUUCCCUCCUGCCAACCCAUUCCCUGUGGCCCUUCCAUUCCCUGCUGCCAACCCAUACCCAGUGGUCCCCCCAUUCCCUGCUGCCCACACGUGCCAUGCUGCCCUUGCAUUCCCGGCUGCCCUUCCAACCCUUGAAGCCCUCCCGUUUCCUGCUGCCCAUCCCUACCUUGCUGCCCUCCCCUUCCUUGCCUCCCUCCUCUCCCUUGCUGCCCUCCCCUUCCUUGCCUCCCUCCUCUCCCUUGCUGCCCUCCCCUUCCUUGCCUCCCUCCUCUCCCUUGCUGCCCUCCCCUUCCUUGCCUCCCUCCUCUCCCUUGCUGCCCGCCCCUUCCUUGCCUCCCUCCUCUCCCUUGCUGCCCUCCCCUUCCUUGCCUCCCUCCUCUCCCUUGCUGCCCUCCCCUUCCUUGCCUCCCUCCUCUCCCUUGCUGCCCGCCCCUUCUUUGGCGCCCUCCCCUAUCAGGACCUUCCAAACAAUCUGCGCCUCCACCUUCUUCUGUGGAAGACACCACCCCGGACCUGCCUCUACCUCUCCCUCCACCCCUUCCCUGUUGACUUCCACCUCGACCACGCCCUUCCUCCGAACGCCCCACACGCACAUCGUCGUCGCCUACGUGCCCCACCACUUCCCUCUGUAUGUUGA